This is a messenger RNA of Spodoptera littoralis (African cotton leafworm), 3699 nucleotides long. NCBI's taxonomy places the organism in Eukaryota, Metazoa, Arthropoda, Insecta, Lepidoptera, Noctuidae. The record is from the annotation of a GenBank genome assembly.
AUGGCGACGGAGGAGGACAUCGACACUCUCAAACUGUAUUGGGAUCACUUCUUCAAAGCGGAGACUGGUACUUAUGAGAAAUCGACAUGGCUGGACUUGUUUCUAGCCGAGUUUCUGAUCCGGGUCAACGAUGGUGCCAACCCCAAGGAGCUGAUCAAGUUCUGUCCUGUGAGCGGGGUGGUGACGCUGGUGGGGUGCGAGCUGCUGUGUGGCAUCCAUCGCGUGACGUCAUCCAUCAACACACACUACUCCGUGCCACUGCCCAUCCUCGACACAUCCACGCCCGCACCCGCACUCACUGCCGAUGAUGUCCAGUCACAUAAUGAAGGAAGCAGUGAUAAUGCCAGCACAGAACAAAAGCCGGACGAGCAGAAGGCAGGUCUGACCAGUUUGUUCACACGCACCAACACGCAGUCUUCCGAACAGAUACUGAGGAAGUACCUGCUGGGGGGCGUGGCCUGGAGGUGCCUCGUGCUGCUCAAAGCAUUAGGAGUUGAGGGUCUGUCGUGUUGCCGCCAGCUGAGCUCGGUGCUGAUCUGGUUGUUCGGUGAGCUGAGCGUCGCCUCGUCCAGCUCCAGCAGCGAGCCCGUACUGUUCCCCGCCACGCCGCGCACUCCUAUACACCAGCUCUUCUCACAUAAAAUAUGGUCGAAACAGAAACCGAUUGGCGGCCAGACGUCCAAGAUGCAGUCUGCGCCUGCGUCAGACAGAGGCUCCGUCACUGGCAGAUCACGACACUCUACACAACCCAAACUAGACUCACUCGAACGAACAAAGAAAAGACUAUCGAAGCAAAUGGACCAGUCGUCCGAGUCGGGGGACUCCAACGACGACCUGCAGAUACUGAACCGCUCUCUAACCAUCAAAGUAGUCACACCCAACGACGACUUCGAGUACUUCAACAGCACGCGCUCCUCCAACGAGUACCCCAACGACUCCUACUACGACCCGUACUACGCGCCGAGGAAACCCAAGCCCAAGGCAGAAGACUACAUCAACGACAAACACAGGGCAAUCAUCAACUUAGAGAUCACAACAUUCCAAUUCACUUUAAUUAUAACAGAUCUCUUACAAGAACUAUGUAAAGCAGAAAGUAGUUUGUCCGGGUCAGAAGGGUCACAGAUCUCAAUGCAGUGCAUUAACUUCUCCUUGCGCAACCUGUGUUCGUUACAGUUUAGUUCACCGCCGCAACCACAAGAUAAUGCGGUAGAAGUAUCCAGAAUAAAGGUAGCUCUCACAGAACUACUCAUGGUGUCCCUGGACCAGGUGCUCAUCCACUCCGAUCUCUGUGCCAAACUCAUCAACAACGGUAUCCUACCAAUGUUGCUUCGAAUACUAGAAGACGUCAUCUCGAAAUGUAAACAAAAUAAGCUCGAAUACCAGAAUCAUAAAGAGGAUAAGACUGAAUCUGACAAUUUGCUCAAGUUUGUAUUUGGAAUCGCGUAUUCAAUAACUGCAUUCUUCCACUGUUUACUGAUGCAGUGCCGCAGUGUGGACAAACUGCGGGAGUUCACGGAGCAGUUCAAGUUGUACGGGGAGUGUCUCAAGGGAGGGCUGCUGAAGGAGUGCAUCGAGCUGAUGGUACGGAUCCCGGCCUCGGGGGACGAGCCCGUCGUGCUCAUCAAGAAGCUGGUGGAGACGGUGGGCAGGCUGGUGCUGGGCAUGAAGCGCGUGCGCAGCGAGGUGGUGCACUCGGCGGCGUGCGCGCGCGCGCGCCACAAGGCGUGCCGCGCGCGCGUGGCGGCCGGCCUGCACCACCACCACGCGCUGCUGGGCGCCGCGCGCCGCGGCCUGCCGCCGCCCGCCCUCUGCUGCGUCGCCGUGCUCUACGCCACGCUCAGCGCGCUGCUGGCCAGCGACGACGUGGCCGCGCAGCCCGCGCUGCGCAACAAGAUCCUCAAGGUCAUGCUGCACUGCGGCGCGUGCUGCUGCUUCUCCCCCGGCCUGCUGAUGGAGAGCAUCGUGCGCCUCAUGCUGACGCACGGCAGCGUGGCCCCGCUGUGCCUGCAGCUCCUGGAGCACACGGUGUACGGCGAGCUGGGCGCCAGCAUCCUGCUGCCCAAGGUGACGGACCAGCUGCCGUGCUCCAUCUGCGAGCCGUGCGACGACAGGCAGGAGGUGAGCAGGAAGCAGUGCUCGCACGGCAUCAGCCCCAUCGACAGGAAGAGUGUGUGGUCCUUCCUGUACCACUACAACUCGCUGCUGCAGCUCGACAACCACAACAACGUGCUGCACGCCACCGUCAGCCAUCUCCUCAGGGUCACCCCCAAGUGCAGGAUGGAGAUGAAGUCCGAGCUGCUGUUCAGCGUCAUAUACCCGACGUUUAUAGUGGCCAAGCACAGGUAUAUGAUACGGAUGGAAGAGUCUGCGUACUUCCUGACCGUGUCGUGCCUGAAUAUAUUCGCCAGUUUACUGAACACUGUGUCUUUCGCGGAACAAUUCAUCCAAAAAGGUGGACUCAGCUAUGUGCUGGAACUGGUAUCGCUCUCUGAAUUCUCCGACCAGUGCUGCUCUAUACUGGAGAUAGCGAUAAUCGUGGAAGUGUUCAAGCUAAUGAAGGAAAACUCGGAGCUGUCGUACUUCAGGGAGAUGAGCUCGCUGGCGUCGGUGCAGAUGUUGUUCAAGUCGCUGACGGAGGUGACGGACAAGUGUUACAAGAUAUACCGGUUGAAGCUGCCGGAGGAGCAGUUCCGCGAGCUGUGUGACGUCACCAAAGAGCGGGACAUGCUGGCGCUGGUGCAGCCUGCCGAGCCUCGUGCUGCCAGACACACCGCGCCGCCCGCGGCCGCGCCCGACGCCGCGGUGGAGGAGCAGGUGGAGGGCCACGUGGACACCCUGAAGCACGCGUGCACGUUCUGGAAGACGUGCGCGGCGCUGUGCGCGCACAGCCCCGCCUUCCGCGAGCACGUGCUGGGCGAGCCGGCGCUGCUGGACAGCUACGCGCUGCUGAAGCUGCUGCUGCAGGCGCUGUGCGCGCGCGCGCCGCCACCACACGACCUGCGUCUGCUCGUGCGGCUCGUCGAGGCGCUGCUCACCAUGCAGCUGUCUCUCUCAGAUGUGACCUCAGGUCGGUCGAAAGAAGUGAGCUGCGCGCUAGUCCGCGGCGCGCUGGCGGCGGGCGGCGCGGGCGAGGGCGCGCUGGAGGGCGGCGGCGGGCUGCGCGCGCUCUGCGAGGCGCUCAUACGGGUCGCCGCCGCGCGCACGCAGCGCACGCAUGCCAUGCCGCGCCCGCACCAUGCCAAGGUGCCGCCGCUGGAGUGCGCGUCGGGCGCCAGCUCCGCGGAGUGCUCGUCCAGCGAGGACAGCGUGGCCGGACCCUACGCCAGCGAGCACAGCGAGCCCUACGCCUCUCGACCUGAUGAGGGGUACGAGGCUGAUGUGGAGGUGGGCAAGUUGGACGUGCCUCCAUUGUACAGGUCGAGGAAGAUGUCCGGAUCCAUGGCCACCAUACCUUCAGGCAUCUCGUCUCCAGUCGGCGAGCUGAGCGCGGAAUGCGGCGAGUACACGAAAAGCGGGGAGCUGGCGCACCCCGAGCUGUGUGUCAUCGUCGUCGACAUACUCACCCAGCUCAUACACAAACUGGUGCAGAGUCGUCAGUCGGGGUCGUGCGAUGAGGCGGCGUGGCGCGCGCCCCGCGCACCCCGCGCUGCUGCAGCGCCUGCUGGCGCCCGCGCCCGCGCAGCUACUGGCCACCACUGA